Messenger RNA from Aspergillus ochraceoroseus IBT 24754, 1407 nucleotides. RefSeq lists its product as uncharacterized. The annotation marks the transcript as partial. The record is from RefSeq and is a predicted model, not a curated record. NCBI's taxonomy places the organism in Eukaryota, Fungi, Ascomycota, Eurotiomycetes, Eurotiales, Aspergillaceae. The transcript has 2 exons.
AUGAUCCGACCACGGAGCAACUGGUACUUCCUUCGAUGGGUGUUAUUCGCAGGCGCCGGGGGGGCUUGCGGGGUUUUCAUCUACUUGAUGUGGUUUGGGAUGAACUCGGACCAUGAUAAUGUUCCCGCGCUUCUCACACAACUCAUCCCAGCAGGCCACUGCACCUGCCAGUCAUCCACUACAUUUCAAUGCGCUGACUGCCUGUCCUGUCUUGUCUUACCGUCGCCGUCGCCGCCGCCACCACAACCAUCUGCACUUGAACCGGAACGCCCCUCAACUUGGAGUUUCCUGUACGAGCGAGAUGACCAGGAUCGAGGUCUUAGUCAGAGUCAGUGUCAGGCAUCAUUUCCCGGUCUCUUCCAGGACGUCCGGCGAGGAGUCGAAUAUUGGAAGUCGAGAGAGGGCGGCAUAUCGAUUGACGAUAUGAAUGCCACCCCAUUUGAAGACGGUAUGGCCCGCGCGAUCAUUUCCAAUGGGGAACUAUACGUCGUGGCCACGAAAGCAAAAGGGGAGGACCACCGGCGCAAGAUCCUUGCUACUCUGGGAUCUAUCUACCGAGUUCUAUCCGCGUCAUCGACUCGGAGGUGGUCUCUCCCCACGAUUGAGUUUAUCUUCUCUAUCGAAGAUCGUGUGGAUGACAUUGACGCCUUUGGUCAUCCGGUCUGGGUAUUAUCAAGGAAAGUAUCGGAAGAGUCGGUCUUCCUGAUGCCCGAUUUCGGGUACUGGGCCUGGGCAAAGAGUAACAUCGGCCCAUACGGACAGGUAGUAGAGCGGAUCACAAAUGCUGAAUCCAGGGUGAAAUUCACGGAUAAAGAACCGAAGCUGGUUUGGCGGGGGAAGUUGAGUUUUGCACCAAAGCUGCGUCGGGCACUCUUAGACGUUGCACGGGGUAAACCUUGGAGUGAUGUGAAGGAGUUAGAUUGGACUAAGAAGGCCAAUUUCUUAACAAUGGAAGAUCAUUGCCAAUACAUGUUUAUUGGGCAUGUUGAAGGUCGCGCGUACUCCGCAUCCCUGAAGUACCGUCAAGCCUGCCGGUCUGUAGUCGUUGCACACAAGCUGCAGUAUAUACAACAUCAUCACUAUCUCCUGGUAUCCUCCGGUCCCAACCAGAACUAUGUGGAAGUUGAGAGAGACUUCUCUGAUCUCCCAAAGCAAAUAGACGAUCUCUUAAAGAACGUCGAGAAGGCAGAGCGCAUAGCAGAGAACAGUGUCAAAACGUUCCGAGAACGAUACCUAACCCAAGCGGCGGAGGCAUGUUAUUGGCGAGCUCUGUGGGAUGGAUGGGCUGAAGUCUCGUCGAAUGUCACACGCAACGUGAAACGACCAGCAGUUGAAAGGGGGCUACGAUAUGAAUCAUUUGUGUUGCUUGAGAGCCAUGAUAUGUUAAAGUUUUCGUUUGGGUCGGAG